This is a messenger RNA of Fusarium verticillioides 7600, 1144 nucleotides long. RefSeq lists its product as hypothetical. Lineage: Eukaryota; Fungi; Ascomycota; Sordariomycetes; Hypocreales; Nectriaceae. The coding region runs from base 174 to 977 and encodes 267 amino acids. The transcript is spliced from 2 exons. The record is from RefSeq and is a predicted model, not a curated record. Gene Ontology annotation, cellular component: nucleus; cytoplasm.
ACGAAAGGAAGAGAAGCUUAAUAAAAAGGCUCCCUUGGCGAAGAUCUAAAGGAUUCUCAAUUACAGCAACUCACCAAGAUUCAUCCCAUUCAUCUCACUCACUGCUUUGACUUUAAGCUUCUUUAAACUCCGAUCCGUCUUUACUUUCAACAAUCCAUUCAGAUUAUAUCAAGAUGAGGUUUCUAUGUCUCCACGGCUAUGCCUUCAGCGUAGAGGUUCUCCAACAACAGAUGGAGCCCAUCACUGCUCACCUGCCAAGUGACUGGGAGUACGAAUUUCUCGAGGCAGGCAUGGAACCCACACAACUGAUGCUCCCAAACCUCAAGCAAGUCCCCAAGCCCAACUCCAGCUGGUACAACUUCCCUUACCCCGAAGACGUCGAAGAGGCAUAUGAGCGCCUAGCUGCCUAUGUUGAGUCUGAAGGUCCUUUUGAUGGUAUCUGGGGCUUCUCACAGGGUGGUUCUAUGGCUGCUCUUCUACUUCUCAUGCACCAAGCCGAGCACCCCGAUACGCCAUACCCUUUUAAGAUGGCCAUCUUCACAUCAGCCUUCCUUCCCCACUCCUUUGACAAUGGUGUGAUCAGCUGGGAUCUUACAGAGAAGAACACACUUGAACCGGCAUACCUCCCCGGGCGAAUUGACGUGUCUCAUGGCAAGAAGCUGGACUGGAAGAAGGAUCUUCACACUUCGAUUGAGUAUGACAUGAUCAACGCUGUCAAGGACGAGCUUGACUUUCCCGUUGACCUCCUCCUUCGAUGGAGACCUAGUGAUAUCCCCGAGAAGAUUCCAGUACCUUCUGUCCAUGUCCGUGGGUUAAAGGAUCACUACUCAUUCGUCGAUGAAUCGGUGUACGAGUUGUUUGACCCCGAUAUGGCGAGGAAGAUGACACAUCGUGGGGGACAUAACUUCCCUAGGUACAAUGAGGAGUUGGUGCACUUUGCAGAAUUGAUUAUCGAGACGGUUGUUUCUCUUCACUAGAAGGUUAUGGUUUUUUCUCAUCUUGAUACUGCUGGAUGGCCGAUUGCAAACGAAAAGUUUCAGAAUUGUUGUGGGAUAUCAUAGAUUUCUUCUUUCCCUUAGACUUCAGACAAUAGAUUGAGAUUGUGUCUUUACAUCUUUCAUCUCCGCAUUAGCAUCAUCCUGGG